Messenger RNA from Podospora bellae-mahoneyi, 2944 nucleotides. RefSeq lists its product as uncharacterized. The coding region runs from base 1 to 222 and encodes 73 amino acids. The transcript is spliced from 4 exons. NCBI's taxonomy places the organism in Eukaryota, Fungi, Ascomycota, Sordariomycetes, Sordariales, Podosporaceae. The record is from RefSeq and is a predicted model, not a curated record.
AUGUCAAGAAUUCGCCAAGAAAUUCCGAGUGACACCAAGGAGCUCGAGGAAUUGCAACAGUGGCAGAUUGGGUUAUCAGGAAACAUUUUCUCGUCCAUUCCUAGACCGAACCAUGUGGCCAUCACCGUCUUAACCAAGGUCACCGCCGGCAGGCCACGCCACGCCCACACCAAUCGCGAUACAUAUCAGAACUCAUCAUCCAUGUCCAACUCACGGGGAUAAUAUGUCGGGAAAGAGGGAGCAGCCGUCCUCGCCAUUACAAGGAUAUCCCCUGGUGAACCUCGAUAUAGACGGAGGCUGGGUUGAGAUGUCUGUUGUUCUUUGACCCAACCUGUCAUCUCUUCAUCUUCAACUGCCUCGAGCUUGGGAGAAGGAGGAAGAGUAGAUGCACUGCGCCAAUUAGUCCAUAUGGGCGGUUUCGGCACACCUCUAAGGAAGCACCUCACCAUUCGUUAUCAUCCUCCACAUGGAAGCCUUCAUCAUCAGCACCAUCUGGCGACCGCGUCGUCUCAGGAUUCAUUGUCUGCUGGGCAUAGGAUGUCUCCUCUAGCUCAGCGGGUUCAGCCUCUUGUGGGUCGAGACGGUUCGUUGUCGAAUAUCGACGAUUCUGUUCGUUAUGGUGUGGUUUGGCAGUGGCAUCGUUGUCCUCAGAACUUGUAACCGAAAUAGGUUUGGGCGACACGUCAAGCUCCAUCAACCCCGUCUCAUGUUUAAGCGGCAUGGCGGCGAGAGUCAACAGCCUCUCGGUUGAGGAAAAAUCAGCGAUCCGAGAGAACUAGCGGGAUUCGACGACAACACAGAGGAGCCGCCCUUUAGGGCAGGGUGUCGGGACGAAGUUGGUGGGAAGUCAGGUUGGGAAAAGAGUAUACACCAGGAUCAUUCAACUUUUCUCCGACGUUGUUCUGAAAACCCGAUCGCCGCGGAGUAGAGGAGGGGCAGUUUUUCAUGUUGAGGAUGAAAGAAACGAGGAGCACGGGGGACCUUGAAGUAUAAACAACAAACUCGAAGGUCAAGCGACGUUGAAAAGUGGGCCAACACCGUUCCACGAACAACCCAUUGCUUCUCGGUUCAUCCAAAACAGACUGCUGCAAUAGGUAACCGAAUGAGAGGAGCAACACGAUACCUGCCGCCCUGGUUGGUCCAGAGUACUAGCUGCUACCAGCACCUGCACAUGCCCGCCUACUCUUGGUGUCUCUUGACUAUAUUGGGCGGGAUGCCUCAGUAUAUGGCGGUAUACCAAUAGGUUCAAGGGGAUUGUUUGGCGUCCAGUCGUUUGUUUCCGUCAUGCAUGCUCUGGGAUGCUUGAUCUCUCCCCACGAAUCAGCACCAAGGCCCGUACGAACGCGAUUAACAGCAAUUUUUGAAUCAAACUUGAAGGAAUAGUUCAGGAGGGCCUAUGUGGCAGCGGUUUGGGAAACCAAAGGAACAUCAUGGACAUGGUUCCAAACCUAGUGCAGUCCAGAUCAAUUGCAUAACCGACAUAGACCAACAGGUUUUCUUAAGCAGGGGGCGAUAUAUGCUACCUGGGAACGUAUGUGGCUAUGAAACAAGAACAACUCGAUGAUGGGAACCAUGCGGGCGUCUUCAGGCCUUAAAGGCUAGAAACUGGUGUCAAGGUGCGGCACAGUCAAGCCUUCUCUCACACUUUUCACAACCCAUGCCCGUCCAUCAAAACCGGAAUUCGCCUAGAUCGUUCUUUUUUCUGGGAGUGGUGUGGAGAGAGGUAGCACCCCGUAUCGCUGCGGUCGGGGUCAAGGGGAGGGUGACAGCAUACUCGGCUGGUUUGACGCCUGGGGGUUGCACUGACUUUGUCCCUGCAGCUUCUCUUCAACCAGACUUUGCUAGCACAGCUGACGGGAACUUCCUUACCCCGCCUCCUUUCAAAAUCUAGAAUGGAGCAUGGAGGCAUGGAACCAGGGAUUUCUGGAUGACGGGUGGAGAUGGGACGGUUGCUGUCAUACUAAGCGUAGAGUUUGUUGCUGGGUUUGGUUCACAAGGAUGGAUCCGGCCAGAGGCCCCUUACUGAUGCAGUGCACCAUCAAAAGGGUCUUGUGAGACCGUCGUUCCCUUGGCACCUGGAGACAAGGUUAUGACGUUAGGCACCAUAUCCGAGUCUCUGUUCUUUUGAGGAUGAAAUACGAUAGAACAUGGAUAUCGGCAGCCUUGUUUUUGACCUGGAUCGCGUGGUUGGUUUUCGGGCUGUUUACUGCCGCAGUGGUGGGAUUGCCUCGCCUGUGUGAAUGGCCGCAGAUGAUCGAGGCGCUGCUAUGCCAUAACCCGUGAUGAAAAAAGGAUGCCGGUUUGAUGCGGGGACUACUUGGGGGCAUGUUUGGGCAGCAAUAUGAGGCAGAUAGACCAUACGGAAGCACGCCGGGAUGCUACACUGCGCGAAAUAUCGAGUCCUUCACUUGGGGGUUCCGAGUUUCGAGGCCAGCCUUGUUUGGGCGUUGGAUGGACUAAGCUCCGCCACUAGCCAUCUCCGCACCCCUUCAAUUCCUUCCCAAUCAUUCUUGUGAGAGCGACUCAUGGGCUCAAUUGAACACCCUGACGGUCAAAUCUGGUUUGGUCCUUCGAGGGUCUGAAGACAGACACUGGGUGAUGGUUUCUUGAAUAGUACCUCAACUGUUGAUCCACAACUGGUCACACAAACAUUGGAAAUCAAUGAUACUCGACAGGUUCCGCACCUCGCCCACUCGAGGACCUAUUUUUAUAGGUGCCUGAUAUGCACGUUGCCGAGGGCAUCGAUGCCAUCACCCGUUCUUGUCCUUUCAUGGCCAGGCCAGGUGACACGCGCCCUUUGUGUGCUUUCCAUGACACUUCCAUCAGUGGCAGGUGAUUGUUGAUGUUAGAGAGCUCAUCCCUACCCAGCCGAGUAUUCUGGAAAUGGCCACGCGCCUUUCUUCCCCCACUUCUUCUGGAAGCAGAAUUUUGAUAUAUACUCGUG